AUGCGUACUUACCUUUCUACGGGUAGUGCUAAAGAAGAUUCUGUCGAUGCUUCAUUUCGAAUUAGUUAUUGUAUCGCUAGAAAUGGUAAAAAUCAUACCAUCGGCGAAAAUUUGAUUUUGCCAAGCAUUAAAGACGCAGUUUCUUGUAUGUUUGGAGAAGACUAG
Molecule: messenger RNA, 165 nt
Organism: Cinara cedri
Lineage: Eukaryota; Metazoa; Arthropoda; Insecta; Hemiptera; Aphididae
Source: the annotation of a GenBank genome assembly